Panicum virgatum (switchgrass) is the source of this 585-nucleotide messenger RNA. RefSeq lists its product as uncharacterized. The transcript has 2 exons. The record is from RefSeq and is a predicted model, not a curated record. Lineage: Eukaryota; Viridiplantae; Streptophyta; Magnoliopsida; Poales; Poaceae. The coding region runs from base 135 to 410 and encodes 91 amino acids.
CCAGCUUUCAGCGGCACAAGAUCGAAAAAGCAGAAGGCAGGCUCCAGCCAUCAUCCGGAGACUUUUUCAGAGCGAGCUCGAGUGGUGAACCUGAUCCCAGCAGCUAGCGUCAGGCAGCAAAUAGGUCGACCGACAUGGGCCGUUGGCUGAAGCCAGAUGUGUACCCGCUGAUCGCGGCCAUGUCGUUCGUGACGGGGAUAUGCGUGUUCCAGCUCACCCGGAACGUGCUCAUGAACCCGGACGUGCGGGUGAGCAAGAGCAACCGCCAGAGCGCCGUGCUGGACAACGCCGACGAGGGGCAGCGCUACAGCCAGCACGCGUUCCGCCGCUUCCUCAGCACGCAGCGCCCGGAGGUCUUCCCCACGCUCAACCGAUUCUUCUCCGAGUCGUCGUCCGCGGGCGACAAGUGAUGAUCAGAUAAUCAGACGACGGCGCCGGAGCAUUGCUUCGGCCUGCACGCAUGUCAUCGUGCGCGUGUGAAUAUUGGUGUGCGGGUGCGUGCGUACGUGCCUCUGGAAUCAUGAUAUGGUGGUGUGUGCACAAUAAACUUGGGUUUUUGUUGCUCUCGUCUUGUCGUGCGGUUGU